This is a messenger RNA of Mucor mucedo, 534 nucleotides long. RefSeq lists its product as uncharacterized. Bases 1 to 534 code for a protein of 177 amino acids. The record is from RefSeq and is a predicted model, not a curated record. The transcript has 3 exons. NCBI's taxonomy places the organism in Eukaryota, Fungi, Mucoromycota, Mucoromycetes, Mucorales, Mucoraceae.
AUGAAUGAUGGCCGAUAUAAAUAUAAUGCUGAUGGGACGCUCAUAGUCAAUAAUUUCUCUGCAAUUGAAAUCCUUUUGACCGAAGUGUCGUCUGGCUAUGGCAAAAAUGAGGCUGGUAAAAUAAGCUUUGACCAUCAUAAAGCCAUGUUUGGGAUGUUGGCAAUGAUACGAACAGUGGCUCAGUUAUGCGAAACAGCCUCAAUCAACACUUUCGCAAAAUUGAAAAUCCAUUUCCUGCAUGCCCAUGGCACUGCCAUCAGACAUUGGUCAAUGUCAACACAGGCACCCGGCAUCUAUAUCAUGAUCAAAGAGCAGAGGGUGGAUGUUCCUAUCAGUUUUUCUGAAAAAGAUAUUACAAUUCUUCCGUUUAUCUGCUUCUUUAAAACACUUGCUGGCCAGAGGCCACAAAACCUUUCCAGUAUCAUAAAUCCAACGAUCAUUCGCUUAAAUGAAGGAAAGCAUACAAGUAUUGUAGCAGAGCAUGGCCCUAUGAGCGUACCUAACAGCCCUAAUCCAUAUCCCGUUCAAACAUGA